AGAAGCAGCCGAGUGAAGAUGGAGAACACUACAGACAAUGGACAGAAUCAAACAGAGUUCUUGCCGAUCCGGGAGGUGGCCACCCUUGAAUACCAAGUGGUCACCAUCUUCUUGGUCCUCCUCAUCUGCGGGUUAGGCAUUGUAGGCAACAUCAUGGUGGUGCUCGUGGUACUCAGGACGAAGCAUAUGAGGACCCCUACAAAUUGUUACCUGGUGAGCCUUGCUGUGGCGGACCUCAUGGUGCUUGUGGCUGCCGGGCUUCCCAACAUCACGGAGAGCAUCUAUGGAUCCUGGGUCUAUGGCUACAUUGGGUGUCUCUGCAUCACUUACCUCCAAUAUCUUGGCAUCAACGCUUCUUCUUGUUCUAUAACCGCCUUCACCGUUGAGAGGUACAUAGCCAUCUGCCACCCUAUCAAAGCCCAGUUUCUAUGCACAUUCUCAAGAGCCAAAAAGAUAAUUAUUUUUGUCUGGGCUUUCACCUCCAUCUACUGCAUGCUCUGGUUUUUCUUAUUAGAUCUCAACAUGGUAGCCUACAAAGAUGCCACUGUAGUGUCCUGUGGGUACAAAGUGCCCAGGAGCUACUAUUCUCCAAUCUAUAUGAUGGACUUUGGGAUAUUUUAUGUCAUGCCAAUGAUAUUAGCAACUGUCCUCUAUGGGUUGAUUGCCAGGAUAUUGUUCCUAAAUCCCAUCUCGGCUGACCCAAAAGAAAACUCAAAGAUGUGGAAGAAUGAUGUGGCUGCCCCAAACAAGACCAAAACAACCAACAAGGGUAUCAACAGUGCUGUGGCUUCCAGAAGGCAGGUCACCAAGAUGCUGGCUGUGGUUGUAAUCCUUUUUGCAUUUUUGUGGAUGCCCUACAGGACCCUGGUGGUUAUCAACUCUUUCCUGUCUCGCCCUUUCCAAGAAAAUUGGUUCCUGCUGUUCUGCAGGAUCUGCAUUUACCUAAACAGUGCUAUCAACCCUGUGAUUUACAACCUCAUGUCCCAAAAAUUCAGGGCAGCCUUCAAGAAACUCUGCAAAUGCCAGCAGAAGCAGUCGGAGAAGCCCAACAACUACAGCGUGGCCCUGAACUACAGCGUCAUCAAGGAGACAGACCAUUUCCACACUGAGCUAGAAGACAUCACCAUCACAGAUGCUUACCUGUCAUCCACCAAAGUGUCUUUCGAUGAUACCUGUGUGUCGUCUGAGGUAAAGAAGCACUACAAAGCUUUAAAUGUGUCCUUCAUCUUAAGGUCCAUGAAAAAGAUGCAACUGCAGAAGGUUUUUUGA
Molecule: messenger RNA, 1269 nt
Organism: Zootoca vivipara (common lizard)
Lineage: Eukaryota; Metazoa; Chordata; Lepidosauria; Squamata; Lacertidae
Gene: TRHR
Product: thyrotropin releasing hormone receptor
Biological process (GO): phospholipase C-activating G protein-coupled receptor signaling pathway
Cellular component (GO): membrane
Molecular function (GO): thyrotropin-releasing hormone receptor activity
Source: RefSeq, a predicted model, not a curated record